This is a messenger RNA of Alosa alosa (allis shad), 5550 nucleotides long. It is a transcript of the gene poln, whose product is annotated as polymerase (DNA directed) nu. The record is from RefSeq and is a predicted model, not a curated record. Bases 121 to 4926 code for a protein of 1601 amino acids. Gene Ontology annotation, molecular function: DNA-directed DNA polymerase activity; DNA binding. Gene Ontology annotation, biological process: double-strand break repair; DNA-templated DNA replication. The transcript is spliced from 28 exons. NCBI's taxonomy places the organism in Eukaryota, Metazoa, Chordata, Actinopteri, Clupeiformes, Clupeidae.
GAUUUAUGUCUCGGUAUUCAUUGCAGUCAUGUUAGUAGGCCUAUUUUAAACGUGGAGAAAUGUUUUAUCUGUUUGAAGGACGACCAGUAGAUAGAGAGAAAGGGAGCGAGAGGGAGAGAGAUGGAGGAUCAGUUCAGCCGUCUGUAUGCAGGCCCACUGUCUGCGUCCGCACAGAGGAUCGUGGCAGCGCUGAGAGCGGAGUAUGCAGAUAGGCCCGGCAGGAGCCACAGCUAUUCACAGCGGAGACCUGUGAACCCAUACCCAUCUCAGAGCACAUGGAGCCAGAGCCAGACCCAGCACAACCACUCUUACUCCAACAGGUCAUGGCCUAGGCCUUACUCCAGUUUUCCUGGCACCCAGGAAGAGUCUGACAGACCCACCCUCCCAGCCUCGACUACAGAGAGCGGCUCCUCACCCACCCCUCUGCCUGCCUGGAUGGAAUCAGCAGAGAGGGAGCCAGGUUUCCCUUCCUGUACGCAGGACAGACAGUCCCCAGUGCAAGCUGAGUUCUCCCUCCGCCUGGACUCCCCUCAGAAUGAGCCCUCAUUCCACUUUCACUCCCAGCCUGCUAAACACUCCUCAGUUCUUUUCCCCUUCCCCCAAACAAAGCCCCCGUUCCCCCUUCCAUCUCCCCAGAGAGGCUCACCAUUUUCCUCCAUCUCCCCUCUGAAGGAGCCCCCUCCCACCCCUCUCUCCAUUGGCAGGGGCCAGCUGGGGUAUUCCGGGGCUGUGUCUGCUUUCAGAGGGGCAGUUAGAAGGCUGAAAAUGCCCCAGUCAGAGAGCCAGACAGACAUGGUGGCAGACCAUUUUCAGAUUCAGCUGGAGAGUGGGUCUGACCAGGCCAGACAGCAGAUGAUACCGGCCACCCACACCAGACUGAAGAACCGGCAAGACUUACGGCGUAUGCAGCACACCAGACCUGAAACAAACCAGACUGGACCCGGUACACUUCAGAUGCAGCCUGAGAGCCACUGCGAAGAGACCAGACAGCGGACCAGACCAGACACCCACACCGGACUAGACAACCAUCACCAGGGGAAUUUCUGUCACACUGCAGCUGAGAUUGGGCAGGCUGAUCCAGACAACCUCCAGACCAAACCAGAGAUCCAUCAGGCGCAGGGUACUAAGGGUACACAGGGUUCUGAAAUACACAGUAACACAAGAAGUGAUUUAACCGACUUGCAAAAACACGAUCCGUCAGCCACAUCACCUUUGGUUACAGUGCCAUGGAUUCCCAGCGACAGAUCCAAACAGAGGGGCUGGCAUCUGUCAGUGAUGCCCAGCAGAGAGGCCUCGGAGAGGGGGGAGCAAGCAGAGAACGUCCCUUCACCAGCUGAUCCAGCUAAGAAGGGGGAAUUUGGGUGCUUACUGGUGCCAUCACACAUGACCACAGCAGAAAUAGAGAGCACACAGUUGGACAGACACAGUGCUGGCCCAAUGAGAGAAGAGAGUAGCGAGAUGGAAGUGGAUUUGGGUCAUAGCUCUGCUAGAGUAGUAGAACAAGAGGAUGGGCAUUUGAUAUCCACAGCUCCUCCACCAGGAUCUAGAGAGGCUACUGAGACUGUGACUGAGGCUAGUGAGAGAGGCGGUGAUCUGGGCUCACCAUCUGAGGAGAGUUCCAUUCAGGCACAUGGGCUAUACUCAAGAUCCAACAGCGUGGAAGAGACCCACAUAGGUGGUGAGGACAUGGCUGGCACACUGGCACGUGACCACUCCAGCCAUCUCCAUGACGCUCAGCUGGAGGCAGAGUCUGUUCCAGACACUCAGCUGCCCAGUGCCCAACCAGAAACCGCCUCCGUGAACGGCGGCCUGUCGGCGUUUGAAAGUGGCGAAAACGCACUCGCCUUGAGCAGCACUUGCACGCUUCAUCGUGACAACCAGCAUGAACGUGAAGCUGAUGACUUGCUCGAUCAGGGUGACCAGAGGAAUUGUUGUGAACAGAAUGACCAGAGUGGCGGAUAUAAGGAAAUCGCCUGGUUUGACGGAGAGACCUGCGUGACCGAGCCCAACCCCCAGGGGGUGCUCUCACGUUCGUCUGUUCCCGCCGCAGAGGAAAGCCAGCCUGAGCUGAAGAGGCAGAGGAAGAUCAGUCUGACUGAGGAGGGUGAGGAAAGGAAAGCCAGAGAGUGCCGUGCGGUAGACCCUGCUGGGUCGGAGGAGCAUGGCCAACAGAGGAGACUUGGUGUGAGCAGCAGAGUGCUGCAGUUCAGAGCGCCCCCUGCUGGCCGCACCCCACUGCAGCUGUCCCAGCCCACCUCUCAGGCACGCCAGCACAGCUCAUGUGUACUACAAGUUUUGGCUGGGAGUUCCAACAGAAGCUGCGGUCCUAAAAGGCAUCUCUUGACUCCCACAGCAAAGGGAGCCCUGGAGUCCCCCAGGAUGGCCCCCUCUCCCACCCCUACACUGAGGGCACCUCCUUCCACCCCGACCCCCUGGGCACCCCCGACCCCUAUAGCAGAGAGGGGAACGCCCACCGACAGCACCCCUUCCCAGCAGCCCCCUCUCUCCUCUCGCCGGCGGCCCGUACGUUGGGAACCCCCCCGGUCCUCCCAGGGCGAGAGAGGAGGCGGUGUUGACCCCUCGGCCCAGGCUGCAGCCGCCCCCCACUGCCCCGGACCACCGCACCCCGACACCACUCAGACCUCCGCUCAGCACCGCUCCACGAACCCCCGUCCUGCCUCCUCUGCCCCAGAACCUCCUCUGCCCCAGAGGCUUCUCCAGCAGAGCCCUGUGCCUGGUGGGUGUCCAGCGACAGUCAGAGCUGACCCCCAGGAGCCGUCAAUCAGCAACUGGCACGGCCACCCCAGGGCUACCAAUCAGAAGCAGGCUGCGACGGGGCCUGAGAGGCCACGGAUUGGAGGAUCCACAGAAGGGGUGGGAGCAGUGACCCCAGUGUCUGCAGCUAAGCCCAAACCCAGCCUGGCGUUGACCUCUGACCCUCGUGUGUGUGAUACGGGGCGCCUGAGUGCGGGGGAGAGGGAGCGUGUCCUGGAGGAGAUGAGGACGGCCAGAGCACUGGUGCUCACACUGGUGCUGCAGGACGGGAGCACACAGCUGGACGUGGAGCAGAAGAACAGUCCAUCUGUGUGUGGUAUCUUGAUCCUGCUGAAGAGGGCGUUGGACCUGUCUCGCCCACAACCCACUGAGGAGGAGAAGCUGCUCUUCCUGAGACAGGAGCAGAGGCCCGUCUGGGUCCAACAUCAAACUGACCAGAACCAUGAACAGUUUACCAGAGAGCUGGUUGUGCUGGUGCUGUCGGGACAGAGGCAGGUGGUGUGUUAUAAAGCCAAAGACCUGCUGCGCACCACCCUGCAGCAUCACACACACACGCUCAGUUGGAAACAAAUGGGUGUGUGUGAGGUGCUGGACCCCCAGAUCGCUGCGUGGCUGCUGGACCCCAGUGACUCGGGUGCCUGCUUCCAGGAGCUGCUGAACAAACACUGCAAGCCCAACACACACUCCUCCGCCACACACAACUUCACACCUGCACUGGGCCCCCAGAAGGUCACUCAGCUCAUCUCUGGUUUGAAUCAUCUGUAUAAACUCAUGGUUGAGUUACGCUCAAAACUGAAGACUAAAGGACUGUGGCAGCUUUAUUCUCAAAUGGAGACUCAGAUGAUUCCAGUUCUUGCAGCCAUGGAGAGUCACAGGAUCCACGUGGACAGAGAUGCUCUGAAGAAGACCUCUGAUAUGCUGGGGUCGAAGCUGAAACAGCUGGAACAGGAGGCCCAUCAGGCAGCUGGCCAGCAGUUUCUGGUGUCCAGCAACAACCAGCUUCGACUGGUUCUUUUUGAGAAGUUACGUCUGCAUGAGCGCUGUGAGAAUAAGAAGUUGCCCAAAACCCUUCUCAAACAACAGCAGUCAACAUCUGAGGCUGUGCUGUUGCAGCUUCAGGAUCUGCACCCACUGCCCAAAAUCAUUCUAGAGCACAGGCAGAUACAUAAACUCAAGUCUACAUUUGUGGAUGGAAUUUUGUCAUGCAUGAAUAAGACGUUCAUCUCCUCCACAUGGAAUCAGACCAGUGCUGUGAGUGGCAGACUGUCAGCCAAACACCCGAACUUCCAGGCGCUGCCGAAACAGCCCCUUCAGAUCACCAAGAAGCAAUAUGUCCAUGGAAAGGAAGCAGAGCUUGUGACCGUACACCCUCGCACCAUGUUCAUUCCCCGGCAAGGCUGGACCUUCCUGUCUGCAGAUUUCUGUCAGGUGGAGCUGCGUCUGCUGGCACAUCUCUCCUUGGACCCGGAGCUUCUCAAAAUUUUCCAGAAUCCUGAGGCAGAUGUCUUCACCAUGCUGGCCUCUCAGUGGAAGGGCAUAAAGGAGGACUCGGUGAGUUCAGAAGACAGGGAGCAUGCCAAGCGCAUCGUCUACUCCGUUGUGUAUGGAGCAGGGCGGGAGCGUCUGUCUGGUAUUUUGGGCGUGAGUGCAGAGCAGGCCAGCCGUUUCCAGGACAGCUUCCUGCAGACCUACAGGGAGGUGCAGACCUUCAUCCAGAAAACCAUACAGCAGUGCCACAGCCAAGGUUACGUGGUGUCCAUAAUGGGUCGCCGGCGCUCACUCCCCCACAUCCACUCAGCAGACUGGGCAACACGUAACCAGGCAGAGAGGCAGGCCGUCAACUUUGUGGUGCAAGGCUCUGCUGCUGACCUGUGUAAGAUGGCCAUGAUCCGCAUCUUCUCCCAGGUCACCUCCUCUGCAUCUCUCACUGCCAGGCUGGUUGCACAGAUCCAUGAUGAGCUUCUGUUUGAGGUGGAGGAAUACCAGCUUCAGGAGUUUGCCGUGUUGGUGAAGAGAACCAUGGAGUCUCUCCAGCACAUAGACAGCCUUGGAGUUCAUCUGACUGUCCCCCUGAAGGUGGUGGUGUCAAGUGGAUCUUCUUGGGGUUCCAUGUCUGAGCUGUACCUCCCAUGCACUUCUUCCUCUGACUGACUGGUCUCGUUCUGUCUUUUUUCAUUGACUCUUUCUUUCUUUCUCUCCUUUCUUUCUCACCUCUGUUACCCUCUUUUCUCUUCACUUCUUUCUUUCAGGUUCCUACCAUUUUGUUCCUUCUCUUUGCAUCUAACACCUUCAGUUACACCCCCUCUUGUCAGCCAUUUCCCUUCUCCUCUCCUUAACGUAUUACUCUUUCACUCGCUUACUCACUUGUUCACUCGUUCACUCCUUCUUUCUCGCUUUUUCUGCUGCAUCCCGUUGCCGUGGUAACCGAGCAGCUGCAGCUCCUCUAGCACUCUCGUCUGUAUCCGAGGGCAACGGUAGGAGAUCCAGACUGGAUCACGCCAGUUCCUCUUUUUUGGACUACUUAUCCUUCUUCUCUCUCUUUCUCUCUCUUUUCUCCACCACUUUGAAAAUAGUUUCUUUCCAUCUCUCUUGUUGACAUGUUUUAAUCUGCUUGCCUGCUCAUCCCUGUAUUUUGUUACCCAGGGAGAAACUAAAGACUAGAGAACAGUUGAUAUGUUUAUUCAAAUGUCAAAUAUCUUUCAAAAUGUGAUUAAUGUAUUUCUAUAAUGUAUUUGCAUGCAUACCUGUUAUUUAUGUAUUCAUACAUAUAUUUUA